AUGCCCUGUACGCGCGGAAGAGGGUCCUUUUACUUUAUCCAUGACCAAACAUCCAGUUAUCUUAUUUGUUUUUCUGUUUGUAGACUGCCAAUUGACGAGUGCGAACUGGUUCUGGUGCAUACAGUUCCCGUGGGACAGGACAUCCGGGUCACAGACAGACCACUUAGACAG
Candidula unifasciata is the source of this 171-nucleotide messenger RNA. Lineage: Eukaryota; Metazoa; Mollusca; Gastropoda; Stylommatophora; Geomitridae. The record is from the annotation of a GenBank genome assembly.